Molecule: messenger RNA, 2176 nt
Organism: Oldenlandia corymbosa var. corymbosa
Lineage: Eukaryota; Viridiplantae; Streptophyta; Magnoliopsida; Gentianales; Rubiaceae
Source: the annotation of a GenBank genome assembly
GGAGUACCGAAUCAUGCUUAAUCAAACCAAACCAAACCAAACCAAAAUUGAGUAUAAAAAUCUCACAGCCUAUGCUUCUCUAUCCCCUCAAACCAAAAGCAAACUAGUGAGUUACCAAAGAGUUUAAUGAAAAUGUUCUUCCCAAUAACUUUGAUUCCUUUGUUCCUUUUAGCUGUGAUUUUCACUCUGAAAAUCAUCGAGAAAUGUAAGAAAGGCUCCAAAGCAAUCGAAAUGCUUCCACCAGGGCCAAGAAAACUACCCAUCAUAGGCAACUUGCAUCACCUGAUGAGUUCAUCAGUAUUGCCUCAUCAUGUUCUCAGGGAUUUAGCCCGAAAACAUGGAGACCUGAUGCACCUUCAGCUCGGAGAAAUCUCAACCAUCGUGUUAUCGUCUCCUCAGAUGGCAAAAGCAAUGAUGAAAACUCAUGAUCUAGCAUUUGCAAACAGGCCAGAGUUGCUGACAGGGCAGAUCAUAUUGUACAACUGUUCGGACAUUGCAUUUUCUCCGUACGGUGAAUACUGGAGACAAAUGCGGAAGAUAUGCCUGAUGGAACUUCUCAGCACCAAAAGAGUUCGGUCGCUUAAUGCGAUUCGCGAUGACGAGGUUUCGCUACUCAUUUCAUCGAUUCGGGAUGAAGCCCGGCAUUCGAAACAGGGCACAAACUUCACCAGAAAAGUUUACUCAUACACUUGUUCGAUGCUUCAAAGAGCUGCGCUCGGUAAAGUAUCCGAUCAGCGUCGAGAUGCCCUGGUGAAGCUGGUGACGGAAGUUCUAUCCCGGAUGAGCGGGUUUGAUGUUUCUGAUCUUUUUCCAUCUUGGAAAUUCAUUCACUACUUAAGCUUCAUGAAGCCCAAGUUGCAUGAUUUGCACCACAAAAUUGAUGGAAUUUUGAACACCAUCAUCGAUGAACAUGUCGAAAAACAGGACAGAUUGAAAACUGGAAAUGAUGGUGAUCAGUUCUACCAUGAAGAUCUGGUUGAUGUUCUUCUGAGAAUUAAAGAAAGUGGUGACCUUCCUUUUCCAAUUACCAACACAAAUAUCAAAGCUGUGGUACUGGACAUGUUUUUGGGAGGAAUUGAAAGUUCUUCCUCCACAGUAGAAUGGGCGAUGGCAGAGAUGAUAAAAAAUCCAAAUGUGUUAGCAAAGGCACAAGGUGAAGUAAGAAAAGAAUUGAUCAUUGGGAAAGAUUCAUUAAUUCAAGAAUCUGAUAUUCAAAACUUGAGUUAUUUGAAAUUAAUAAUCAAAGAAACUCUCAGACUUCAUCCUCCUGCUCCACUAUUGAUGCCUAGGAUCAACACAACGCAGUGCGAAAUCGAUGGAUAUAUCAUACCUCCUAACACAAGAGCUAUGGUUAACGUUUGGGCAAUCGGAAGGGAUCCCAAGUAUUGGGAAAACCCGGAAAGUUUCAUACCAGAGCGGUUUGAGAAACACUCUAUUGACUUUGGAGUGAUCCAUUAUGAGUUUUUACCAUUUGGUGGCGGGAAAAAAAUGUGUCCUGGAAUGUCCUUUGCUUUAGCUAAUAUUGAGGUUUUAUUAGCUAAUCUCUUAUAUCACUUUGACUGGGAACUCCCAAAUGGUAGUAGCGGUACGAGUUUAGACAUGGAAGAAUCCUACGGAUUAACAUCACCAAGGAAAAGUGAUCUUCUCCUAGUUGCCUCUAUGCAUUGGUAAGCUAUAAACGGAGGCCCAGGAACUUGUUUAUGUUACAAUUUGUGUAGCAAUCACGCUCUAUUAAUUAAUAAACAGCCCACUUAUUUUAAAGAAAAUAAUGUAUAUGGAUUGUAAACCAUAUUUGGAAUGAAUUAUGUGUGUUUUUUUUUUUAUGUCUUUAAGAUGGCGACAAUACUCAUAUUCGGAAGCUUGACACAAAAAAUGUGGUUUGCUAAAGCUUUGAUGGCUUCAUUUUUUUUACUUAACACUCAGUCUUUUGUGUUCAGAUCAGUGACGGAUUCAAGCGGGGUCAGGGUGGUCGAUCGACCCUCUGGCUGGCUGGAUUUGGCCAAAUUUUUUCUUAGUAGAGUGUCUGUUAUUUGAAAUUUUUUCAGUUCGACCCUCCAGUGACGGUUGAAUAAUCCUAUUUUUGAUCACGCGAUUUGAAAAUUCUCGUUCUGUCACUGGUUCAGAAUCAGAAUAUAUAUGUUUACGUAACGAUAACAUUGAACAAUGGGUACCCUCA